Messenger RNA from Alnus glutinosa, 1143 nucleotides. RefSeq lists its product as uncharacterized. The record is from RefSeq and is a predicted model, not a curated record. The coding region runs from base 175 to 1110 and encodes 311 amino acids. NCBI's taxonomy places the organism in Eukaryota, Viridiplantae, Streptophyta, Magnoliopsida, Fagales, Betulaceae. The transcript has 2 exons.
AGUUUCCAUCGCUAAGAAAAAGAAAAAUCUCUCAAAAGCGCGGUUUCGUCUCGUUCGUCGCCAAGAUCGUUUUAGGUCUGAGCGAUUCAACGUGUUCGGCUAUUCGAAAAAGGUGUUACUGUUCUCCACUCCUCACGUAACAGAUCGUAGGAACACUAGCACAAGUUUUCAGCUAUGAUUUUUCCUGCCACCAAUCAUGCUGAUCAUUUGCUCAAGAAUGAGGGCGUUCAUGGUAGAUGCAAGAACCCCUCAAGUGGUAUGAAUGGUGCUGAAGAGAAACCACGGCUUGUUUUCAGGAUCAAAUUGCCUCCAGCCCACAACAAAGGAAAAAUGCCUGGCAAAGUCAUCAAGGACAGAGCGGAUGAGAAGCCAGUCCCAACUCUUUCAAACAGCCUGAAUUGUGUUGAAAAGAAACCACCACUUGUUUUCAAAAUCAAAUUGCCUCCAUCCCACGACAAAGAAAAACUGUCUUUCAAUGCAAAGAGUGGCAAGGAUGAGAAAUUGGUACCCACAACUUCGGGUAGCAUUAGCAUGGGAAAUGGGUCCAUGAACAGUUGCUUGAAGAACCCCAUUUCUUCUCGCCCAAAAAAUCUGGCUUCAAGUGUUGUUACCAAGGACAGAUCAGACAAGAAGCCGGUUCCAACAUCUUGUGCUGCGAAGAAAGCUUAUGGUGUUACGAGGGUCAAGCUGCCAACACCAUACAACAAAGGGAUAGAGUUGAAUGGCGGCAGUACUGGUAAUGUGAAGAAAUUGGUACCGAUGGCUUCCAGUGGCAUGAGUGGUACUGAUGGAAAAAAAGAGCAACGUUUGAUCAAGAUCAAGUUGCCUGCACUGCGCCAAAAUAAGGAGCAGUUGAACAUUCGAAAGACGGUUGUGCAACAAACAAGGUUUAUUAAUGGCAGUUCAGCUAUACCAAAGACUACAGAUAAGAGUUUUUUGGGAAAACCUGAAAUAGAUGAGGAGUUAUUUGAGUUGAAGCUUGAAGCCACCAAAAGAAAGCUACAUCAGAGGUACCAACAAGCUCAGAGUACCAAAAGGAAGAUUCAGUUGUUAGACUUCCAAGACAUCCCUAAGCCCGAGAAUGUUACCAAGAGACCCAAGAGAUGUUGAGAGAGUUUGACAGUUUUGACUAUCGAUUAAGAC